GGGGUUUUUUUUUGUAAUAUAAAAAAGUUAGUUUUUUUAAAUAAAGUUUGUGUUAAUUUAUGCGUGAUUUUACGUGAAAAAAUGUUUUAAUUAAAAUAUAGUGAUGUGUGUUAUGGCUGGUGUAAUGUAAUUUAUCUAUUAAUAUAUUUUAUAAACAAAAUUAAACUGUUAUUUUUAUGAAGUGCAUUAAAAUACGUAAUAAAAUAGCUUUAGCAAAAAACGAAAAUGUUUAGUGAAAAAAUUUGACGAUGGUGGAAACUGUAAUAUUAAUACCCCCUGAUGGGGGUUAUGGAUGGAUUAUAGUAUUGGCGACAGCCUUAAAUAAUAUAAUCACAAUACCAAUUAUCCAAUGUUUUGGAAUGCUAUUUAAAGAUAAAUUUACGGAAUAUGGAAUUUCUGCAACAGAAGCAACCAUAAUAAUUAAUUUUAAUUUUGCAUUUGGUAUGUUAUUGGGUUUAAUAAAUGGGCCAUUAUUGAAAAAAUUUGGUUUUAGAAAAAUUGCAUUAUUUAGUGCAUCGAUUUAUGCGCUUGGAAUAUGUAUGACGGCAUUCGCACGAACAUUUACACAUUUUUUAAUUACUUAUGGAAUUAUUGCUUCGUUAGGCGUGAGUUUAUCAACAGCUUCCUUUCAGUUAGCUAUAAAUACAUACUUUCGGAAACGAAGGAAUAAAGCUGUUGGUUAUGCAAUGACAUUGACAGGUUUAGGGCCUGUAUUUAUGCCAUAUGUUGUUGGGUUUUCUAUGAUAUAUUAUGGUGUGCAAGGUACUUUACUUAUUUUAAGUGCGCUGGCCACACAUUCGAUUGCAUCAGCGUUGUUACUACAACCAGUGAAAUGGCAUAUAAAAAAGGAAAUCAUUCCAGUGGAAGAAGGUGAAAAACUAUUAAAUGAAAAAACAGAAAGUACUGAAACGCCAUCACAACAGGCGAAAAAAGCUGGUAGUGAAUUAGGAUCAAUGGAGGAUAUAGAUACAGCGUCUUUAUAUGGUUAUGAAAGUGCGCCACCUAGUCGAAGAAACUCGAUGGAUUUAACGCAAGUUAAGCAAGAACGUCAUAGAAAAAUUUCCAGACAAAAAUCAACGACUGAAAAGCUGUACCAAUCAAAUUUAUCAUUGGCUUCGAAUAAAUAUCACUUAGACAAAAAAAUCGUUGAAGAAACAGGAGUUGAAGAGGAAUUACUUAACAAAAAUGAAAAAUCUGCCGAGAAAUCAACCACAAAUCCUUCAACAACAAUCUCAUUGAAUAAUAUAAAUAAGGAAAAAACUUUGGAGGAAAAAAUUCCAGAAGAGGAAUCAUGGUUUAAGUCGUUUUUCCAUCGUGUAGUUUUAUUUUUCGAUUUAGACUUAUUAACGGAUAUGAAAUAUGUGAGUUUAAUGUUGGGAAUGUCAGUUGCUGUUUUUGCUGAAAUCAAUUUUUCAUUACUUACACCAUUUAUUUUGAAUGAUUUUAAAUUUACAACAUCGCAAAUUGCAACAGUUAUGUCAAUUAUUGGAAUUUUUGAUAUUAUAUUUCGAUUUAUUUCACCAUUUAUUGGCGAUCAUUUUAAAAUUCCAGCCAAAGUUAUGUACAUGUUUAGUAUGGUUCUGCUAGUUUGUUCGAGAUCAUGUAUUCUAUUUUAUCAAACGUAUUCACCAAUGCUGGUAAUUGCUGUGUUAUUAGGAAUUUCUAAAGGUUUUCGAACUGUAUACAUGAGUCUUGUUAUACCAUCGUAUGUGCCCUUGGAGAAGUUAGCAGCUGCAUCUGGUAUACAAAUGGUUGUAAAUGGAAUCAUUUUACUUGGGGCUGGUCCGAUUUUAGGUAUAAUUCGUGAUCGAACUGGUAGUUUUGCAAAUUGUAUUAUAGUUAUAAAUUUAGUCACAUGUAUUACAUUAUUUUUUUGGACUUUAGAAUAUAUUAUACAUUAUUGUAGACGGAAUAAAAAUAAAAAAAAUACUAAAUAAAUCGAUCCAAGUCGGCAAAAAAAGGACAUACUGUGAUUUAAAAAAAAUGCAUUUUUUUGUAAAACAUUCGAAUAUAUUUUAGGAUUAAGACGAAAAGAUGUAAUUUUUUUUUGUAAAAUAAAAAAUUUAUCCAAAAUCCAAA
Chrysoperla carnea is the source of this 2079-nucleotide messenger RNA. RefSeq names its product monocarboxylate transporter 9-like. The transcript is spliced from 7 exons. NCBI's taxonomy places the organism in Eukaryota, Metazoa, Arthropoda, Insecta, Neuroptera, Chrysopidae. Gene Ontology annotation, molecular function: monocarboxylic acid transmembrane transporter activity. Gene Ontology annotation, biological process: monocarboxylic acid transport; transmembrane transport. The coding region runs from base 249 to 1937 and encodes 562 amino acids. The record is from RefSeq and is a predicted model, not a curated record.